AAAUAACGUGAAAAGUUUUGUCAAUGCCAAGUUUUUACAAAUAAGGAAAAGUUACUAUAACAUGCACCAUGGACACCUACAACGAAAGCCUCGAACUGAAUAUUUCGGAGCCUUACCAACCGUACUACGAGAGACCAGAGACAUACAUAGUUCCACUCAUAUUUGCACUGAUCUUUGUCAUAGGAGUAGUCGGUAAUGGGACUUUAGUUACCGUUUUUAUUAGACACAAAGCCAUGAGGAAUGUUCCGAACACGUAUAUUUUAUCUCUAGCAUUAGCUGAUCUCCUAGUUAUCAUUACUUGUGUGCCCUUCACUUCGAUUGUGUACACACUUGAGUCAUGGCCGUGGGGUUCCACUGUCUGUCGGGUCUCCGAAGCGGCUAAAGACGUAAGCAUCGGAGUCUCCGUGUUUACACUAACUGCGUUAUCUGCUGAUAGAUACUUCGCUAUCGUAGAUCCACUGAGAAAACUUCAUGCUACAGGUGGCAGCAAGCGUGCGACACGACUCACCGUGGCGACUGCAAUCGGCAUUUGGAUAUUAGCGGCGGUUCUCGCUGCUCCUGCCUACAUUGGAUCGUAUCUACGUGCUUUCGUUGUCAAUCCAACCACUCAGUUCUUAGUUUGUUAUCCGUAUCCACCAGAAUGGGGAGAGAGUUACCCAAAAACAAUGGUACUUGUACGAUUUCUGGUAUAUUAUUCCUUACCACUGGCUGUUAUUGCAUUAUUUUAUAUUCUGAUGGCGCGUCAUCUAGUACUCAGUACGCAAAAUAUGCCCGGUGAAAUGCAAGGGACACAAAGACAGAUGCGAGCUCGUCGAAAGGUGGCUUUAACAGUUCUAGCCUUUGUUUUAGUCUUCGCAGCUUGCUUUCUGCCAUCUCACGUUUUUAUGAUGUGGUUUUAUUAUUGUCCGACAGCGCAAGAUGACUACAACGGUUGGUGGCAUGCUCUACGCAUCGUAGGAUUCUGCCUAUCAUUUUUAAACAGCUGCGUGAAUCCAAUCGCAUUGUACUGUACAAGUGGUAUCUUUAGAAAACAUUUUAAUAGGUAUCUUCUAUGUCGUUCUGGAUCUACUCACGGUCCGAGAGGAUCUCUGUCUCUUUCAACAUCUAGAAGAUUACACUCCAGCAGGAAAACUAAUAUAAGCAUGGUGCCAACACGAACGACCAGUGUUGGUCGCGAGAGCAGCAUUCGUCUCUUAAACAACGGCUCAUCGAAGCUCUGAGGAAGGAACAGCGGCUCGCGUAAUGCGGCCAACAACAACACGGAACGCACCAAAGAGAACUAUAGCAAGUGUCUAGUGUACAAAGCUGACGUUACAGCACCUUUUCCCAAGUGUUGCGAAACCGAAAACGGCGUUAAACAUGUUGAAACUAGGUUGGACGGCAAAGAUGUUAGUAGCACGGAAAGUUUCUAUCUACCAAUCGAUGGCACAUAUCGUUGAUUUAGUUUUGUACCCAGGCAUAUGGAGGACAUGUCACUUUUCUGUACAUCCUCUCCUCUUUCCUUUAAAAAUAGGCAACGCAUCUGUUACCUUAUUGCAGAUGUCUACGAGCAUCGGUUAUCUCACGCUAUAGGCCUAAUUUUAAUCCACGUUACCUUUCCACUCUUU
Messenger RNA from Papilio machaon (common yellow swallowtail), 1607 nucleotides. It is a transcript of the gene NGR-A15, whose product is annotated as neuropeptide CCHamide-1 receptor. The transcript has 10 exons. Gene Ontology annotation, molecular function: G protein-coupled peptide receptor activity. The record is from RefSeq and is a predicted model, not a curated record. Gene Ontology annotation, biological process: G protein-coupled receptor signaling pathway. Gene Ontology annotation, cellular component: membrane. The coding region runs from base 69 to 1220 and encodes 383 amino acids. Lineage: Eukaryota; Metazoa; Arthropoda; Insecta; Lepidoptera; Papilionidae.